Messenger RNA from Hibiscus syriacus, 1452 nucleotides. RefSeq lists its product as uncharacterized. Lineage: Eukaryota; Viridiplantae; Streptophyta; Magnoliopsida; Malvales; Malvaceae. Bases 509 to 1249 code for a protein of 246 amino acids. The transcript has 9 exons. The record is from RefSeq and is a predicted model, not a curated record. Gene Ontology annotation, biological process: intracellular transport.
AUCAUUAAUUUAAGUGCAGUUCCAAAAUAAAAGAAUAAUGGAAGGAUCACCAUUUGAUGCUCAAAGGGCCGAACCAUCCCAACAGCAGCCAAAUGCAACACCACCACUAGCUUUGUCUCAGCAGCAUGUCAAAGCUCUCAACACCCAAUUUGCAAGUUGGGUACAAUCACAAUUGAAGAAUCACCCCGAUGAGCUUUGGCAAGAUGGUGCUAGUGACUACCUAAGUCAUGCUUUAAACAUUAUGGAGAAGUUCUGAUGUUGUCAAUUGGCUCAAAGCCAAUGUGGUAAAAGAUGACAACUUGACUGCUGCUGAAAUUCAUAAAAAUGAGAGUAAAGUGGUGCCCGAAACCAAGAACAUGGAUAAUAUUUUUUUCAAGGAAAAACUGGAUUUACUCCAACCAGCACUACAGGCUUUAUUCCAGGCACUUCAACUCUGACCUUUCCUACAGGCACUGCAGCUUAUACCUUUUCUCUGGACACUACAACUACACGCCUAACUCCAGCUGAUAUGACUAAAAGAUUUCCUCCAGCGGGAACAACUACUACCUUUACCUCGGCUAGUUCAACUACAAGCUUGGCUCCGGCUAGUCUGACAACUACAAGCUCUAUGCCAGCUGGCUCAAAUUCAAGCUUUACAUUUGGCCUUGCAACUGCAAAUUUUGCUUCCUCCAGUACAACAAAUAGUUUUACUACAUCUAACAAGACUGUGAGCUUUGCAUCUCCUUGGAGCUCUGGAGCAUUCUCUAAUAGCAAGUCUCCUUUCUUGUUCGGAACCCAAACCUCAGUUUCUGUGGACAACAAUGCAGCAGAUGACAUGGAUGAUGAGAAUGAGUUGCCACAGCCUAGCAGUCCAUCAGUGAAGAAGUUGGAAGAGCAUGGUAUUGUUGUUGUUCAUGAAGUCAAAUGCAAGCUUUAUGUCAAGUCAACUGAUCCAGCAGAUAAAAAUUCAUGGAAAGAUAAAGGCACAGGGCAGCUUUCCAUUAAAUGCAAAGAGGGUAUCAGAAAGGGUUCAAAAGAUUCCAAACCGAUAGUUGUUGUUCGAAAUGAUGUGGGAAAGGUGUUACUUAAUGCUUUGCUAUAUCCUUGGAUCAAGACAAAUGCACAAAAGAACUCCCUUGUUGCUAUAUUUCAUUCGUCGGAUGAUGUCAAUAACGAAGAUGUCAUGGCACGGACCUUAAUCAGAACAAAAUCGGAGGAUGACCGAAACAAACUGGCAACAGCCAUACAAGAAUAUGCCCCUGCCUCAUAAAAUGGUCGGCUUCUUAGGGAUUAGACCAUCUUGUUCUAGUGGCUCCAAAAGUUACGGGGCCAAUUUCAACAGUGAUUUCAUUAGAUUAUCAUAUGAACGCAGCAGUUGAUUACAAUGGUUAUUUAUCCCCAAAUUCCCAAGGAAUCAUGCUCUCGUUUUUUUAUAGUUUAUAUUAAUAUCAGUUGGAUGCCUUGUUCAAGCUA